AUGCCGCAAGCAAGGCAGUUAACUCUCGGUAAGUUCCUUGCGAACCAGCACAACGGCAACAAACCUAAAACCCAGUCCACUCUGUCCUUCAAUCAGAAGACAACGUCCAACAGCAAGAAAGCGGAUGAUCCGCCAGAGGACGAGAAGGAUCCAUCCUCUGACUUGAGGAAAGAAAAUGUCGAGAAUGUCGAGAAUGGGAAAGAUGAAAGCGACAAUUCCCCAAGCAGAAAACACAGGCGACCUAGCGCAGAAGGCGAAGAAGACGAGGACGAUUCUGAUGAUCAGCCAGUAGUCAAGAGACGCAGGAGGACACCUCCAUCUAAGGAUAGCCCAAAAGAGACCCCAAAGACAAACGGCAUGGCCUCCAAACCAGAAUCAGACGCCAACGCUGGAGGGACAUCAUUGAAACCAACCGAGCCGGCGGAGAAGGAGCCAGAACCGUCAGGUCAGGACAGUAGUGCCUCAGAGGCUGAAGAUGACGUGUCUGCAAGCGAGGAUGAGGACUCCAAGGUCGAUAAAAAACAAGUGGCCAAAAUUCAAGCCACCAUCAAAUCUACUGGGAUAGAUCCCUAUCCAGAUUGGAAGGCCGGUGAACCUGUGCCAUACGCGGCGCUAUGCACAACCUUCUCCUUGAUCGAACUCACAACAAAGCGUCUCCAAAUCACAGCCUACUGUUCGGCGUUCCUGCAACAAGUUCUCCGGUUGACGCCACAGGAUCUGCUGCCUACAAUCCAACUCAUGCUGAACAAGCUCGCCGCUGACUACGCCGGCAUCGAACUUGGGAUUGGGGAAUCACUGAUCAUGAAAGCUAUCGGAGAGAGCUCCGGACGCUCGUUAUCCGUCAUCAAAGCGGAUCAUCAAAAAAUUGGUGACUUGGGUUUGGUUGCCGCGAAAAGCAAAUCUAAGCAGAGCCAGAUGUUCAAGCCAAAGCCGCUCACUGUCCGCGGCGUUCAUCAGGGCUUGCUUGAUAUCGCCAAGAUGGAAGGGCAAGGCUCGCAAGACCAGAAAGUUCGAGCUAUCAAUAAACUUAUGGCGUCCGCAGAUGUCUCGUCUGCAACCAAAACUGUCGACAUCACCAAGGACAAGGGAGGGCCAUCCGAGGCCAAGUUCUUGGUCCGUUUCCUCGAAGGAAAGCUACGACUAGGCCUCGCAGAGAAAACAGUGGUUAUCGCACUGGCACAGGCUGUGGUGACCCACGAGGCUGCGAAAGAGGGCAAGGCUCCAACAACGGACCAGCUGGCGCAGGGAGAGGCCGCCCUGAAGAUGGUCUACAGCCAGCUGCCUUCGUACGAAGUAAUAAUUCCGGCGAUGCUGGAACAUGGGAUUUUCAAUUUACAUGAGACGUGCAAAUUGCAGCCAGGAGUACCCCUGAAACCCAUGCUUGCGAAACCGACCAAGUCAAUCACCGAAGUGCUUGACCGCUUUGAGGGGAAGACCUUUACGUGUGAAUAUAAAUACGAUGGAGAGCGCUCGCAGAUCCACUACAUUUGCCCCGAAGCCAUGUCCGAAUUUCCAGCAGCACAGAAUACACUGACGAAGGAUCCCAAGGCGUUCAAAGGCCUGGCAGCCGUCUUCUCCAGAAACUCCGAAGAUCUGUCUAAAAAGUAUCCCGAUAUCCUCGAGAAAUUGAACACGUGGAUUAAGCCCUCGACGAAGAGUUUUGUGCUGGACUGCGAGACCGUCGCCUGGGACCCUCAAAACAAGAAAAUCCUACCCUUCCAACAACUAAUGACGCGCAAACGCAAAGAUGUCAAGACAUCUGAAGUCACCGUCAAAGUCUGCGUCUUUGCCUUCGAUAUGCUCUUUUAUAAUGGUGAAGCGCUUGUGCAGAAGACAUUCCGUGAAAGACGGGAAUUGCUGCACGAUGCCUUCGUGCCGGUAGAGGGCGAAUUUCAAUUCGCCCAGUAUGGCGACGCAAAGGACGUUGAAGAGAUUCAACAUCUACUUGAUGACGCGGUCAAAGCAUCAUGUGAAGGUUUGAUGGUGAAGAUGCUCGACACGGAAGAAUCGGCCUACGAACCAUCCAAACGCUCGAGGAACUGGCUCAAAGUCAAAAAGGACUAUCUCUCUGGCAUAGGCGAUUCCUUGGAUCUUGUGGUCCUGGGAGCGUAUCACGGCAAAGGUAAACGCACCUCCUGGUACGGCGCUUUCCUCCUUGCCGCAUACAACCCGGAGACACAAAAUUUUGAGACAGUCUGCAACAUCGGAACCGGCUUCUCCGAAUCCCUACUCGAAGAUCUCACCAAGGAGCUCUCGGAAAUAGUGAUUGAACGCCCCAAGCCCUUUUACUCUCACUCCACGGUGAAAAACGAUCAACCGGACGUCUGGUUCGAAGCGCGCCACGUCUGGGAAGUGAAAACGGCGGAUCUUACGCUGAGUCCAAGAUACAGGGCCGCAAUCGACGAGAUGGGCGGCAAGAACGGGAUAAGUCUGAGGUUCCCUCGUUUCAUUCAGCGGAGAGAUGACAAGAAACCGGAGGAGGCGACGACCAGUGGGGAAGUCGCGGAGAUGUACAGGAAGCAGGAGGUGAUGCAGAAGGAACAGUCGGGCAAAACUGGCGUGGAUGAUGACUUUGAGUAUUAG
This is a messenger RNA of Cladophialophora psammophila CBS 110553, 2583 nucleotides long. Its product is annotated as DNA ligase 1. Gene Ontology annotation, molecular function: DNA ligase (ATP) activity; DNA binding; ATP binding. Bases 1 to 2583 code for a protein of 860 amino acids. The record is from RefSeq and is a predicted model, not a curated record. NCBI's taxonomy places the organism in Eukaryota, Fungi, Ascomycota, Eurotiomycetes, Chaetothyriales, Herpotrichiellaceae. Gene Ontology annotation, biological process: DNA biosynthetic process; lagging strand elongation; DNA recombination. The transcript has 2 exons. Gene Ontology annotation, cellular component: mitochondrion; nucleus.